This is a messenger RNA of Nicotiana tabacum (common tobacco), 704 nucleotides long. NCBI's taxonomy places the organism in Eukaryota, Viridiplantae, Streptophyta, Magnoliopsida, Solanales, Solanaceae. The record is from RefSeq and is a predicted model, not a curated record.
UAAGUGGUAAUAAUAGUUUCUCAUUGUCCUUUCAGAUGCAGAUAUUUGUAAAGACACUCACUGGAAAAACCAUUACUCUCGAGGUUGAGAGUUCAGACACAAUUGAUAACGUGAAGGCCAAAAUUCAAGACAAGGAAGGAAUUCCCCCUGACCAGCAGCGAUUGAUAUUUGCAGGGAAGCAACUUGAAGAUGGAAGGACACUUGCUGAUUAUAACAUACAGAAGGAGUCGACACUUCAUCUGGUGUUGCGUUUGAGGGGAGGUAUGCAGAUUUUUGUCAAAACUUUGACAGGAAAGACCAUCACUUUGGAAGUGGAGAGCUCUGACACUAUUGACAACGUGAAGGCCAAAAUUCAGGAUAAAGAAGGGAUCCCACCAGAUCAGCAGAGGCUCAUAUUUGCUGGUAAGCAGCUGGAGGAUGGGCGCACCCUUGCAGAUUACAAUAUCCAAAAGGAAUCCACACUCCACCUUGUGCUUCGCCUUCGUGGUGGUGAAUAUUGAGGAUUGAAGUGCUGCUGGUGUUUUAUAUAAGAUGCCUACCGUCUUGUUCUAAUGGUUUUGUUGUUAAGACUUCUUUUUGGUUUCUCAAGUAUUCUUCUAAUGUUGAAUGACCAACUUUAAGGGGUUCGCUUUCAACUAGAUGUUAUUCUCUGUUUCUUUUCCUUUGCUCUGCUAAAUAUUAGGUCAUUCUGUUUCUUGAGUAAA